AUGAGCCGUCGGCGCCCCGGGGAAGAUGUGGAGGCCCUGGAAGAAGAUGAGGAUGAAGCCUCUUUAGUCGUCGAAGAAAACCGCAACAGCAAGCAAGAAUUGAUAGCCAAAGUUUUAUCCCGAUGGUGGUAUGUACUUGAUGAUUGGCCUCCUAAAGACUUCGACUAUGAGAAAGAGUUGGCUGAACGUAAAUUGAAACGUGUUGGAUUCGAACAGUGGGAAGCAGAGGAUGAUGUUGACGAACAAGGCCGGACCAAGGUAUACGAGAUCACCCACUAUCCUGGCAUGUUCCGUGACGCUAAGGGCAAUGCAAUCGACCUCCGACCUAUGGAAGGCCGUCCAUGUUACGCAAACCUGGCCAAACGGUCUGAAGCUGAGCUCAGACAGAUGCUUAAAACGGCUUUAGCCAAACAAAUAGAUGAACUUGAAAACGGCCACUCACCAUACAAUGAUACCGACCACAAGUACAUUCAGCGGCUUAUCAAGGAAUUGAAAAAGCUAACCAAUUAA
Gregarina niphandrodes is the source of this 510-nucleotide messenger RNA. Its product is annotated as putative unchacterized apicomplexan-specific serine rich low complexity protein. The record is from RefSeq and is a predicted model, not a curated record. NCBI's taxonomy places the organism in Eukaryota, Apicomplexa, Conoidasida, Eugregarinorida, Gregarinidae. Bases 1 to 510 code for a protein of 169 amino acids. The transcript is spliced from 2 exons.